Molecule: messenger RNA, 1176 nt
Organism: Lachnellula hyalina
Lineage: Eukaryota; Fungi; Ascomycota; Leotiomycetes; Helotiales; Lachnaceae
Product: putative dioxygenase
Exons: 4
Coding region: 1-1176 (391 amino acids)
Molecular function (GO): oxidoreductase activity
Source: RefSeq, a predicted model, not a curated record
AUGCCACACAAGAUUGCGGCCCUCAGGGUCGUGCCCCUGGACACCCAUGUUCGCAAAUCCUCUCAAAUCGGGGCCCAAGUGAUUUUGCCCGACUCAAUGACGCUCUUUACUCCGCAGGCGCUGACGGAGAAUGACACCCAUAUUUUGCGUCAAGCUCUUUUUGAUCACGGUGUGCUAGUUAUUCGAGGUCAAUUGGGAAUAGCUCCGCAGAUCCUUUCUGAGAUUGCAAAAGUCUUUGAUCCGCAAGCGAAAAAUGUUCAUUCUGGAGGCAAAAUGCAGGUUACAGAUUCCAAGAACAUAUUGUCACAAAACAAUUGCUCGAGAAUUCCACGGGCACCCCAGGUUACUGUUAUUGGAAAGGGCGAUGUAGAGGGUUACGAGGGAAUUCCACACUUAGAACUGAAACACCUGGAUCAAUCGUCUUUUCACGAACAUCCGUUGUCAGAUGAUGAGAUAGAAAGAGGAUGCACGAGACCGUAUCGAUGGCACAUGGAUGCGCCGUUGUACGAGAGCUUACCUGGAUUUGCAACGUCAAUACAUGCCAUCGAGGUACCACAUGUACCGGAUCAACAGCUCCAGUUCCCCGAUGGCAAGAGCAUGCCUGUUGCUGCCGGCGCCACCCUUUUUUUUUCUGGAGCUCGCAAUUUUGAACUUCUGUCACCCGAAGAGCAAGAAUUCGCCUGCAAUACCACUGUUCAAUAUGCUCCACGGGCCUAUGAAUGGAUAAGAAACUGUAAAGCUUCCGCAGAUGGAUUGACAAUUGAGUCACUGGGCCGAGAGAAGGCAUUCAACGAGCUCUUGGAAUGGAACUGGGAAGAGGUCCAGGCAUUUCCAAUGGUCUGGAAAAAUCAUGGAAAUGGAAAACCGCAUCUCCAGAUUCUUGGAUGCUGCGUUUAUUCUCUCACCACGACAGACCCUGUGACUGGGAAGUCAAUUGUAAUUGACGACAUCCAAGAAGUCAGACGGAUUUGCUAUUCUUUACAAAGCAAAGUCUAUGCGCCAGAAAAUAUAUUUGCGCACAGAUGGGAGCAAGGAGACCUUGUCAUGUUCCAUAAUCGUGGCUUGUUACAUAGCAUAUCGGGUCAACUGUCACAUUACCCUGAUAAGCGGUUAAUGUGGCAAUGCAGUAUGGCUAGUGGAGCUCUACCUGAAGCUUAUAAUAUCACUGGGGCUUGA